AUGGCCAUUUUCGAACACACAAAUGGCGUUGAUAACGUACAGUUACCCCCCACUACGAUGAACUUGCAAUAUCCACAGGAUGCUGGCUUCAGAAAUGGAUAUGCUUACAGCCCCAACAACUUGAAUGGAACAGAUGCUGCCUCAUAUCAAGCUGCUGCUAAUUACAGUUUCAUUCCUGAACACAGACCAUACUUGCAACCAUACCAUCAACCGCAAUCAAAUAACUAUCUACAACCACAACAUCACAUAAAGGCACAAUACCAACCUCAGCACCAGCUCCCAUCAAUAAAUGUUCUACAAGCACAAGCAACACCUCUGUCACAGGCUCAACAAGAUAUGACUUACUCACAGAGUUCAAUGCCAGCUGCUAAUGUCAACUUUCUGUACUUUGGUCAACAGGAGUAUACAACUGGCCAACCUUACAUCCCUCUUCCCAAUUAUGCCACAGGAUCAAGUAGCAAUGGGAAAUACUCAACAGCUCAGCAGCAACAGCAGCAACGUUUUCCUUUAAGCCCAGUUUCAUUACCUGAUAAAAGCAUUUCAUUGUCAUCAGUAGCACCAUCAACAGUUUCAUCGGCCUCAUCAUCCCAUUACAACUACCCUUUGUCAAGUACAUACCAACCUCAGCAACAACAACAGCAACAGUCACAUACAUUAUCAGCUCCCAUAUCCGAGUCUAAUAUUGACUACUCCUCAUUGGUAUCGUACACAAUAUCGCCCUCCUUGAAACGCAAAAGAAGAAGGAGAAACGACAAAAGCAAAUUAUCAUCUACUAUACAAAACCCCACAGCUGAGGAAGAAUCUUAUCCAUGUCCUUCAUGUGAUAAAGUCUUUCUCAAGCCUUACAAUUUAAAAUCACACUUGCGUUCGCAUUCUGAUGAAAAACCAUAUGCUUGUGCUCACUGUAGCAAAAGAUUUUGUCGCUCACAUGACAGGAAAAGACAUGAACUUCUUCACAAGGGAGCUAAAAACUUUAGUUGUGAAGGAUAUUUGAAAGAUGGUGUGACAAAAUGGGGAUGUGGCAAGAAGUUUGCAAGGAGUGAUGCUUUAGCUCGACAUUUCAGAACAGAAACGGGAUGGAUGUGUAUCAGACCUUUGAUGGAUGAAGCAAAAAGAUUGGAGGAAAGUGGUGGUGUUACUAUUGGUGUUGAUGGUCUCCCCGUAGGAGCACCAGCAUCCGUAAUACUGGCUAUCAGCGGAGCCAACGGUAUCGGUGGCACUUUAAAUCCUGAUUAUAAAAGCUAUACUGAAGAAGAUUACGAUAAUUCAAACAUGAUUAAGAGAAUGAUACAUAAUAGGUAG
This is a messenger RNA of Lodderomyces margitis, 1302 nucleotides long. RefSeq names its product Crz2p (gene CRZ2). Gene Ontology annotation, molecular function: RNA polymerase II cis-regulatory region sequence-specific DNA binding; DNA-binding transcription factor activity. The transcript has a single exon. The record is from RefSeq and is a predicted model, not a curated record. Gene Ontology annotation, biological process: regulation of transcription by RNA polymerase II. Lineage: Eukaryota; Fungi; Ascomycota; Pichiomycetes; Serinales; Debaryomycetaceae. The coding region runs from base 1 to 1302 and encodes 433 amino acids.